AUGAACAAGACGGUCUUGUCUGACGGAACAUACUACUUUCGCUCAUCUUUGACUCUUAGGAAGCGCUUGAAAGGCGGGCAAAAAUCGUCGGCAAUCAUUGCGGUUGUCAUCGAUGAUGCUGAUAUCCAAAUGCAGUGGGACACCCGUGAUGGUGACACCAGGCUGCUGGACAUGAGCAAGGUGUUGGUAUGGAUGAGAAAGCCUUGCGCGCAGCCUACCUAUCUUGACUUCGGAAUGUGUGGUGGCUACAGAGAUUCCUUCAACGCAGAGGCAAUGGUGAAACCUUGGACUACAAAGCACACACUGAGGGGAAUGCUGGUCUCCAAAUCGCACCCAUCUUUGUUCAGGCCAAAGAAGGUUCAGGUUGACUUUGUCUACGGAGAUGGCACCAUAUCGCCUUUGCAAGCUGCUAUUCAAGGGAAUUGCGCAGAAGCUCCAAUUUGUCGUGGUAACGAGAUAGAGCUUGACAAAUGUUUGGCCAAUGCGAAGAAACACAACUGCUUGGAUCUUUGCAAGGAGAGGUGCAUCAGCGCAACGAUGGACCCGUGCGAGGAAGCACGUGAUGGCCCAGUUAUGGAACAGAUUGGGAGACUUGCAGUUGUUGCGAAAGAUCGCCUUCCUGAACACCUAGCCAAAAUGCAUGAGUUCUUCGAUUGGUUCAAUGUGCAGAUAUGGGAUGAGUAUGAGGUGUACAUUACGGAUGAUGUCUUGGUGGAUAUUGCUGAGCGCUGUACUUUCCGAAGUGGAAUGCUUAGCUUGGUGAGGCAGAGGAGACACAAUAUGACUUCAGUGGCCUGGGGCCGCAUCUUUGAGGCAUUGGUCAGGAACCCAGCGUUUUCGUUCAACCAUUCAUUUGGAAAGAUUCCUGUUCUACGAGCUCUAUUCGAUGACCGACCACAG
Durusdinium trenchii is the source of this 900-nucleotide messenger RNA. Lineage: Eukaryota; Dinophyceae; Suessiales; Symbiodiniaceae. The record is from the annotation of a GenBank genome assembly.